CGCGGGCGCGCGCCCAGGCCGAGCGCCAGCAUGUCGGGGAAGCGCAAGCGGGUGGUGCUGACCAUCAAAGACAAGCUGGACAUCAUCAAGAAGCUGGAGGACGGGGGCUCCUCCAAGCAGCUGGCCGGGAUGUACGGCAUCGGGGAGACCACCGUGCGCGACAUCAGGAAGAACAAGGAGAAGAUCAUCACCUACGCCAGCAGCUCCGACUCCACCAGCCUCCUGGCCAAGAGGAAGUCCAUGAAGCCGUCCAUGUACGAGGAGCUGGACAGGGCCAUGCUCGAGUGGUUCAACCAGCAGCGGGCCCGGGGGAACCCGGUGUCCGGGCCCCUGUGCGCCAAGAGGGCGGAGUUCUUCUUCUACGCGCUGGGCAUGGACGGCGACUUCAACCCCUCGGCCGGCUGGCUGACCCGCUUCAAGCAGCGGCACAGCAUCCGCGAGAUGAGCGCGCGCGGCGAGCGGCCGCGCGGCGACGGGGAGCGCGUCACCGUGCUGUGCUGCGCCAACGCGUCGGGGCUGCACAAGCUCAAGCCCUGCGUGGUGGGGCGCGCGCGGAAGCCGCGCUCCUUCCAGGCGGCCGACACCGCCAACCUGCCGGUGUCCUACUUCAGCCAGAAGGGCGCCUGGAUGGACCUCUCCAUUUUCCGGCACUGGUUCGAUAAGAUCUUCGUGCCGCAGGUCCGGGAGCACCUGCGGGCCAAGGGCCUGCCGGAGAGGGCCGUGCUGCUGCUGGACAACUCGCCCACGCACCCCAACGAGAACGUGCUGCGCUCCGACGACGGCCAGAUAUUCGCCCGGUGCCUGCCCCCCCACGUGGCCCCCUCGGUGCAGCCGUCGGGCCAGGGCGUGCUGGCGGCCCUGAAGAGGAACUACCGCGCGGGGCUGCUGCAGACCAACCUGGACGAGGGCGACGACCUCAAGUCGUUCUGGAAGGAGCUCACCCUGCUGGACGCGCUGUACGAGGUGGCCGCGGCGUGGGGCCGCGUGCAGCCGGCCACCAUCAGCAGGGCCUGGAAGAGGAUCCUGCCGGCCCUCGAGGACAGGGACGGUCUGGACGUGCCCGAGGAAGAGACGUCCGUGGCCGCCGUGGCCAGCCUUUUACGGCACACCAGGGGGUUGGAGCACGUGACCGCCGACCACCUGGAAAAGUGGCUGGAGGUGGACAGCACCGAGCCCGGCUACGAAGCGGUCUUUGCGGGCCGUUUUGGAGCCGGGCCUCGGGCCUCGGGCCUCGUCCAGGCGGGGAUGCGGACAGGAAGCAGAGGAAAGCGUCGUGGAGCUGUGCAGAAGCUGUGCGCCGAGAUGCUGCUGAUUACCACAGCAGCGAUGCGCCUGCGAGCCGUGAUGCCGUCCGUGAGGUCUGACCGCACCGUGGCCCUGAGUGGCCCCGCGGGCGGGGCGGUGAGAGCGGAGAAGGCCCGCGGCACCCGGCUCCUGAAGCGGCUCCUGAAGCCGGUGAAAGGCCUGGAGGUGGGCACCGGCUCGUGGAACUGCGAUGCAGACAUGAACCCCAAAGACGGAGGGGCCGGGAGCCCCUGGGACGACAGAGGGCGGGGCCCUGCCGGGGGCGGCUGCAGGCCGCUGUGGUCUCGGGCUCCCGGCGGCCUGCUGGAAGUGGGCAGCAGGACUCCGCUCGAAGAGCCCCCCGAAAGGCCAGUCACUCGCGGCUGUCCCCGGGGAUGGACGUCCCGCGAGCCUUGUCGCUGUGCCUGCGGCCACUCGCCACCCUGGACUUCACGGCGAGGUGGGAACUUGUCCACGGGCAGUGACGUGGCUGCGGGAGCCCACGGCACAGGCCUCGGGCCUGCCCGCCUGUCCACGGGCUGGGCCAGGCGACGGCAGCGCACGCAGGCCGGGCAGCGUCGGACACCGCUGCAGAGGCCCCAAGUCCGGCACAAGAGCCACGGACAGGUCAGCGUGACGGGGGCGGGGUUGCAGCCGAGAGGGGUGCGCAGCCCCUGGGGACCCCCCGACCGCGGGCAGCUGGGGGAGGCCCCACGCGCUCCUCAGAUCCGGCCCAGCGUGGACGGGGCCGAGCCGCCCCAGCUCCGGUUCACGCGGGCAGCGCUCCGGCCUGUCCUGUCCGUCUUCUGCGUGGUGACGCUCUUGUGA
Messenger RNA from Condylura cristata (star-nosed mole), 2112 nucleotides. It is a transcript of the gene JRKL, whose product is annotated as JRK-like. Gene Ontology annotation, molecular function: DNA binding. The coding region runs from base 31 to 2112 and encodes 693 amino acids. Gene Ontology annotation, cellular component: nucleus. The record is from RefSeq and is a predicted model, not a curated record. NCBI's taxonomy places the organism in Eukaryota, Metazoa, Chordata, Mammalia, Eulipotyphla, Talpidae. The transcript has 7 exons.